Messenger RNA from Anarrhichthys ocellatus (wolf-eel), 1776 nucleotides. It is a transcript of the gene tnpo3, whose product is annotated as transportin 3. Gene Ontology annotation, molecular function: small GTPase binding. Gene Ontology annotation, biological process: protein import into nucleus. The record is from RefSeq and is a predicted model, not a curated record. NCBI's taxonomy places the organism in Eukaryota, Metazoa, Chordata, Actinopteri, Perciformes, Anarhichadidae. The transcript has 11 exons. Gene Ontology annotation, cellular component: cytoplasm. The coding region runs from base 143 to 1654 and encodes 503 amino acids.
UCGUGGUUGCACGCGGGAAGCCAGUGCGAGAUGGCGGUCGACACACAGACCGUGUAGGACUCUCAUCAGAGAUAUCCGCCGCGUUGUUGGUUUAAAAACCUUCCUGCCUUAUCUCACAUCCCUUGCUUCUGACGUGAGCUCUAUGGAGGGGGGCAAACCGAACCUGGCCCUGGUCUACCAGGCGGUCCAAGCUCUGUACCACGACCCGGACCCGGCCGGGAAGGAGCGAGCCUCCGUGUGGCUCGGAGAGCUCCAGAGAUCGAUGUACGCGUGGGAGAUCUCGGAUCAGCUUCUGCAGCUCAAGCAGGACGUCGAGUCGUGUUAUUUUGCUGCUCAGACGAUGAAGAUGAAGAUCCAGACAUCCUUCUACGAGCUUCCACCUGAGACCCACAAUGCACUGCGAGAAUCGCUACUGACCCACAUCCAGAACCUCAAAGACCUGUCGCCCAUCAUCGUCACACAGCUGGCUUUAGCCAUCGCAGAUCUCGCUCUUCAGAUGGCCUCGUGGAAAGGAUGUGUUCACACGCUCAUAGAAAAGUACAACAAUGACAUCAGCUCGAUGUCCUUCCUCAUAGAGAUCCUCACCGUGCUGCCGGAGGAAGUUCAUAGUCGAUCUCUGCGAAUCGGAGCCAACCGAAGGACGGAAAUCAUCGAGGAUCUGGCGUAUUACUCCAGCACUGUCGUCACUUUGCUGACGUCGUGUGUGGAGAAGGCGGGUAGCGACGAGAAGAUGCUCAUCAAGGUCUUUCGCUGUUUGGGUAGCUGGUUCAACCUGGGGGUCCUCGACAGUAACUUCAUGGCCAGCAACCAGCUGCUCAUGGUCCUCUUCCAAGUCCUGCAGAGGGAUGAAACCUCCACCAACCUCCAUGAGGCGGCGUCGGACUGCGUGUGCUCGUCCCUCUACGCAAUAGAAAACGUAGAGACCAACAUGGGGUUGGCUCUACAGCUCUUACAGGGCGUCCUCACGCUGGAGACGGCGUAUCACAUGGCCGUGGCUCGAGAAGACCUCGACAAAGUGCUGAACUACUGCAGGAUCUUUACCGAACUCUGCGAGACAUUUUUAGAGACGACAGUCAGGAGUCCAGGCCAGGGUAUGGGAGACCUGAGGACACUGGAGCUGCUGCUGAUCUGUGCAGGACACCCGCAAUAUGAGGUCGUGGAGAUCUCCUUUAACUUCUGGUACCGUCUUGGAGAACAUCUGUAUAAAAUAAAUGAUGCAGCGCUUCACACCAUCUUCAGACCGUACAUCCAGAGACUUCUGCACUGUUUGGCACGACACUGUCAACUCGAUCCAGACCACGACGGAAUCCCAGAGGACACAGAUGAUUUUGGGGAGUUUAGGAUGAGAGUCUCUGACCUCGUUAAAGACGUCAUUUUUCUUGUUGGAUCCAUGGAGUGUUUCUCUCAGUUAUAUUCUACGUUAAAAGAAGGAAACCCUUCCUGGGAGGUGACGGAAGCUGUUCUAUUCAUCAUGGCUGCAAUCGCAAAAAGUGUAGAUCCAGACAACAACCCAACGCUGUCGGAGGUGUUGCAGCAGGUGGUUUUACUUCCGGAAACCGUCCAUAUGGCAGUUCGUUAUACGAGCAUCGAGCUGGUCGGGGAGAUGAGCGAGGUCGUGGACAGAAACCCAAGAUUCCUCGGUAAGCGUUCAUGAUUUAGUUUAAGAUUAGUGAGUGAGGUGUCAGCAGGCAUUCAGUGUCAGAAUAAAACGGUUCAAUGGCAGACUAAAACGGUCCAAUGGCAGUUCAAUGGCAGACUAAAACGGUCCAAUGGCAG